This is a messenger RNA of Nematolebias whitei (Rio pearlfish), 2229 nucleotides long. RefSeq names its product forkhead box K2a (gene foxk2a). The record is from RefSeq and is a predicted model, not a curated record. Gene Ontology annotation, biological process: regulation of transcription by RNA polymerase II. Gene Ontology annotation, molecular function: protein binding; RNA polymerase II cis-regulatory region sequence-specific DNA binding; DNA-binding transcription factor activity, RNA polymerase II-specific. The transcript has 9 exons. The coding region runs from base 191 to 1996 and encodes 601 amino acids. NCBI's taxonomy places the organism in Eukaryota, Metazoa, Chordata, Actinopteri, Cyprinodontiformes, Rivulidae.
CCUUUUCACGUUGUAAGGUCUGAGCGAUUGUGUCCCCGGUCUGGCACGUUCCUAGCUAAAUUCUGCACGGUGUAAAAUUGGACCUUGUUUUGCUAACCCAGAAAACUACCCGCCCUUGUUCAAUUACAGAAACAACCUCUACAUUUUGUCUUCAGCCCACACCUCUAAAUCUUUACUAGACACCUCGAAGAUGGCGGUGGUAAGCGGGAUGUCGGGGUCGGCGAUAGCCCGGCUGGAGGGCCGAGAAUUCGAAUACCUGAUGAAGAAAAGGUCGGUGACUAUCGGCCGGAACUCUUCUCAGGGCUCGGUGGACGUGAGUAUGGGCCACUCGAGCUUCAUCUCCCGGCGGCAUCUGGAAAUAUUCACAGCCAGAGAAAACGGUACUGGCACUGGUGAAUUCUAUCUGCGGUGCCUCGGUAAAAACGGGGUGUUCGUGGAUGGGGUGUUCCAGAGAAGAGGGGCUCCACCUCUGCAGCUUCCCCGAAUGUGUUGUUUUCGCUUCCCUAGCACAAGUAUAAAGAUCACGUUCACCGCCCUGUCUACGGACAAAAAAGAGCCAAGGAACGUGCCUGAAUCACCGGUCAAGCCCGUCCAGCCCCAGAUCUCCCCGCUGACCAUUAACAUUCCCGACAACAUUGCCCACCUCAUGAGCCCACUACCGUCACCCACUGGCACCAUUAGUGCUGCGAACUCAUGUCCAUCAAGUCCACGGGGCGCGGGACUCUCCAGCUACAGGACGAGUCGUGUUCUUGCCUCAGAACUUAUCGGAGACAACUCUCAAUCAGAAAAUGAUAAGGAGGCCUCAGGGGAAGACAGCCCAAAGGAUGACUCCAAACCUCCGUAUUCAUACGCACAACUAAUAGUCCAAGCAAUCACGAUGGCUCCAGACAAACAGCUAACACUGAAUGGAAUAUACACCCACAUCACCAAGAACUACCCGUACUACAGGACCGCUGACAAAGGCUGGCAGAACUCGAUCCGCCACAACCUGUCCCUGAACCGGUACUUCAUCAAAGUGGCCCGGUCUCAGGAGGAGCCGGGGAAAGGUUCGUUCUGGAGAAUUGAUCCGACCUCCGAGGGAAAGCUGGUAGAACAAGCCUUCAGGAAGCGCCGGCCCAGGGGGGUACCGUGCUUCAGAACCCCUGUGGGACCCCUCUCCUCCAGGAGCGCACCGGCUUCUCCCAGCCACACGGGGGCGCUGUCUGCCCACUCCAGUGGAGUCCAGACUCCAGACAGCCUGUCCAGGGAGAGCUCCCCGGUCCCUAUGGAAUCAGAACAACCCCCCCCAGCAGCUACUCAGACCCCAGCAGUCCAGCCCAAACUGGCUGUGAUCCAGGAGGCCCGCUUUGCACAGAACUCUCCUGCCUCCCCCCUCAGCAGCCAGCCCGUCCUGAUCGCUGUGCAACGCCCAAUGCCUCAGACCACCAUAAAGCCUGUGACCUACACCAUGGCAACCACGACAGUUAGCUCUGCCCCCGUCAUGCAGACCGUGCACGUUGUCCACCAGAUACCAGCUGUCACCAUGGCAACCAUUGGUGCUCAGUCUACUUCAACAGAGACCCUAGUACCUCAAGAGAACGGCGGAGGAGAGCACCAAGAGUUCAAAGUGAAGGUGGAGCCGCUUCCGUCCAUCACACCUGCGUCUUUAGGUGGAGUUAGUCGCAUCAUCCAGAGCUCCCAGGCUGCUCCGCUCACAACUGUCACCAUCCUGCAGCAAGCCCCGCCCCUCGGCCAGCACCAGCUCCCGGUGAAGGCUAUCACACAGAACGGGACUCAUCUGGUACCCAUCAGCACCUCUGGCUCAGCGAACCCCCUCCACUUCCUGGCAGCGCAUGCCUCGGCCUCGGCCUCCCUCCCCACCAAGAGGCAGAAUGGAGAGCUGCCGGACCAGCCGGAGUCAAAGAGAGUGAAAACGGAGCGAGAGGACGGAGACGCAACAGCAGCUGCCACCAACAGCAGCAUCACGGACAAAACCAGAGAGGGGGGGGACAAGUAGCAUGCCUGUCUUAGUCCUGACCCCACCAUCCAUCAUCUUCAAGGUGCCAAAAGAAAAGCCCUGCUGGAUGUGCCCCCCCCCCCCCCCCCAUGUGAGACAAGAAGCAAAAACUCAAAGUAUCAGUGAUGACUGUGAAGACACCCCCCACCCCACCCCUGGAUGUUUCAGACCCAGACAGGCAAGAAGCACAGAAAGAAACAAAACAAUUAGAAAACAAACAUUAACCCCCACCC